GUUAUUUGCAUUUCUGAAAGGCAACACCCAAGAAAAUAUAUACCGGCAAGUGCGCAGCGACCGCAUGAGCUAUCUGUCGGGUUGGAUAGGGCUGAGGAUGGAGGACGCCGCGUCCAGCAGCGACGGUUUCAGCAGCCUGCAGAGCAGCGCAAACGGUGCGGACGCGGCAGAGACCCCCGGCGCUGCGCCGGACCUCUCCAGCCCCGACAGUGCGCCGCCCCAGGACCGCGACCGGGGCGCAGGUUACAAUAACUAUGGCGAGGGCUUGGAGAGGCAUAAUGGUGUUCCGAAGCUGUUGGACCUGCUGGACGAGCCGGUCCCAGGGGUGGGCACCUACGAGGACUUCAACACCAUUGAUUGGGUGAGGGAGAAGUCCAAGGACCGGGACCGGCACAGAGAGAUCACCAGUAAAAGCAGGGAGUCGUUGUGGGCACUGCUCAAGAGUGUGACCGACGCCUUCUCCGGCUGGCUGCUCAUGCUGCUCAUCGGACUGAUGUCAGGCGCCCUGGCGGGUGGGAUCGACAUCUCGGCCCACUGGGCGACGGACCUGAAGGAGGGGCUGUGCCUGAACGGGUUCUGGUUUAACCACGAGCACUGCUGCUGGAGCUCCAACGAGACCACCUUCCAGGCCCGUGACCGCUGCCCGCAGUGGAAGAGCUGGGCCGAGCUCAUCAUCGGGACCGGAGAGGGGGCCUUUGCGUACAUCGUGAGCUACUUAAUGUACGUGUGUUGGGCUCUGCUCUUCUCCUUCCUGGCCGUGUCGCUGGUCAGGGCCUUCGCUCCCUACGCCUGUGGCUCGGGCAUCCCUGAGAUCAAAAGCAUUCUGAGCGGCUUCAUCAUCCGCGGGUACCUGGGGAAGUGGACCCUGCUGAUUAAGACGGUCACGCUGGUGCUGGCGGUGGCGUCCGGCCUCAGCCUGGGGAAGGAGGGGCCGCUGGUGCACGUGGCCUGCUGCUGCGGCAACAUCUUCUGCCACCUGUUCAGCAAGUACCGCAGGAACGAGGCCAAGCGCAGGGAGGUUCUCUCGGCCGCUGCAGCGGUGGGCGUGUCCGUAGCGUUCGGUGCUCCUAUCGGGGGUGUGCUGUUCAGCCUGGAGGAGGUGAGCUACUACUUCCCGCUGAAGACGCUGUGGCGGUCCUUCUUCGCCGCCCUGGUGGCCGCCUUCACCCUGCGCUCCAUCAACCCGUUCGGGAACAGCCGGCUGGUGCUGUUCUACGUGGAGUUCCACGCCCCCUGGCACCUGCUGGAGCUGCUGCCCUUCACGCUGCUGGGCGUUUUCGGGGGCCUCUGGGGGGCCUUCUUCAUCCGUGCCAACAUCGCCUGGUGCCGGCGCCGGAAGACCACGCGCCUGGGCCGCUACCCGGUGCUGGAGGUGUUGGCGGUGACGGCGGUUACGGUGGUACUGGCGUUCCCCAAUGACUACACCCGCAUGAGCAGCAGCGCGCUCAUCUCCGAGCUCUUCAACGACUGCGGCCUGCUCGAUUCAUCCAAGCUGUGCAGCUACGCCAACGGCAGCGCGGGCGAGGGCGGGAACGCGCUGGCCGACCGGCCCGCGGGGAAGGGCCUCUCCAUCGCUUUGCUGCAGCUCUCCUUCGCACUCGUCUUCAAGAUGCUGCUCACCGUCGUCACCUUCGGCAUGAAGGUUCCCUCAGGUCUCUUCAUCCCCAGCAUGGCGGUGGGGGCGAUAGCAGGCAGGCUGCUGGGGGUGGCCAUGGAGCAGCUGGCGUAUUAUCACCACGACUGGGGGGUGUUCAGCAGCUGGUGCAGCGCUGGAGCAGACUGCAUCACGCCCGGGCUGUACGCCAUGGUGGGCGCAGCCGCCUGCCUGGGCGGAGUGACGCGCAUGACGGUGUCGCUGGUGGUCAUCAUGUUCGAGCUGACGGGCGGGCUGGAGUACAUCGUGCCGCUGAUGGCGGCGGCCAUGACCAGCAAGUGGGUGGCGGACGCGCUGGGCCGCGAGGGCAUCUACGAGGCGCACAUUCGGCUGAACGGCUACCCCUUCCUGGAGCCGAAGGACGAGCUGAGCGAGGAGACGGCGGCGCGGGCGGUGAUGCGGCCGCGGCGGGGGGAGGGGCCACUGGCCGUGCUGACCCAGGCCGGCAUGACCGUGCGGGACGCCGAGGCGCUGGUCAGCAGCACCUCCUACAGCGGCUUCCCCGUGGUGGUGGGGCCCGACUCCCAGCGGCUCGUCGGAUUCGUGCUGCGCAGGGACCUGCUCAUCUCCAUCGAGAACGCGCGGCAGCGGCAGGAGGGCGUCACCGGCUCCUCCCCCAUCUUCUUCACGGAGUACACGCCCCCUCAGCCGCCCAGCAGCCCCGCCCCCCUGAAGCUGCGUGGCAUCAUGGACCUCAGUCCGCUGACGCUCAGUGACCACACCGCCAUGGACAUCGUGGUGGACGUCUUCCGCAAGCUGGGUCUGCGGCAGUGCCUGGUCACACACAACGGCCGAUUGCUCGGAAUAAUCACUAAAAAGGACAUCCUGAAGCACAUGGCUGAGAUGGCCAAUCGAGACCCGGACUCCAUCCUCUUCGACUGAGACCCCACUCAGAAAAAGGGUGCUGUGGAGCCCCAGGGGAGCGCGCAACACUCAUUCUCGGGGGGGUGAAUGUCCUGGAUUCCUCCCUCUGCUGGAUGCUGGUGUUUGGAGCCAUGUGACUCAGCUGGACUGAGCAGAUUUGGCAAGAGAUUGUUUACACUGUGGCAGGAUUUCUUUCUGUGACCUGAACUAGGGGGUGUGUGAGGAGCAUGUGAAGCCCUCUCAGAGCCGGGGUUUAGUGAGUUUAGUGUGUCCAGCCGAGUCCAGACUGAUUGCAUGAGCUGCUCCGUUU
Megalops cyprinoides (Indo-Pacific tarpon) is the source of this 2828-nucleotide messenger RNA. RefSeq names its product H(+)/Cl(-) exchange transporter 5-like. The record is from RefSeq and is a predicted model, not a curated record. Gene Ontology annotation, biological process: transmembrane transport; chloride transport. Gene Ontology annotation, cellular component: synaptic vesicle; early endosome; membrane. The transcript is spliced from 13 exons. Gene Ontology annotation, molecular function: voltage-gated chloride channel activity. Bases 65 to 2536 code for a protein of 823 amino acids. Lineage: Eukaryota; Metazoa; Chordata; Actinopteri; Elopiformes; Megalopidae.